AUGGCUCCUAAUCAUGAUAUCGCUACUCGUGCACUUGUUGUUACUCUUAAAUCCGUUGCAGGAAAGUCAAAUAGUGAGGUCUGUUACCUUACAGGCCUUCCUGAGUCUACUGUUCGAAGUAUAUAUGCCAAAGCUAUCAAGAGAGGAUUUGAAUACAACGCCUCACAACCUAUUACUAUCUGCAACGCUCACCUUGAAGAUGCUCCUCGCUCGGGACGCCCUACUAAAGAAACCGAGGCUUGGACUCUUGAGGAUUGGAAGAAUGUUAUAUGGACAGAUGAGACCUCUGUAGUCCUUAAUCACCGCCGUGGAGGCUAUCGGAUCUGGAGGAAAUCUGAUGAAGCUUUUCUGCGCAGUACUAUACGUGAGAGGUGGAAAGGCUACUCUGAGUUCAUGUUCUGGGGGAGCUUCUCAUAUGACAAGAAAGGUCCUUGCCACUGUUGGCAACCUGAAUCAAGAAAGCAGAAGGAAGAAGCUCGUAAGGCUAUUGAGGCUCUUAACCAAGAGCUUGAAGCUGAGGCUAGAGCUGAGUGGGAACUGAAUACUGGAGUUAGAAGGCUAGGCCUACGUACGAAGCCUGGCAAGAAGCUAACUUGGAAAUUUACUGCAGAUACAGGUAAGCUUACUCGUAGUAAAGGAAAUGGUAUUGAUUGGUGGAGAUAUCGCGCUGAAAUAUUAAUACCUAAGCUUCUGCCUUUUGCUCAAGAGUGUAAGAAAGAGAGGCUAUAUACUCUCGUUCAAGAAGAUAAAGCUCCUUCUCAUGCGCAUCACUCACAACAGAAGGUCUUUAAUAUAUUUGAGGUAGCUAGGCUACUCUGGUGCGGUAAUUCACCUGAUCUUAAUGCAAUAGAGUGCUGCUGGCCAUAUAUGAAGAGGCUUACUACGAAAAAGGGAGCUCCAAGGAGUAAGGUUGAAGCUAUCAGAGCCUGGACGAAAGCUUGGGACGAGCUACCUCAGUGGAAGAUUCAAGAGUGGAUUGAAAGAAUACCAAUUCAUAUUCAAAAUAUCAUUAGAUUAGAAGGUGGCAAUGAAUAUAAAGAGGGUAGGAGAACAGGAAAGGGCACUGAGAGGGAGGCUACAGCUGUAAAGGCUAUCAAAAUUAAUGUAGAUAAUGAGUGGGAGGAUAUCAGUAAAUAAGCUGUCAAAACAGCAAAUGCCAAGACCUGCGGUGCGUCAGUGCGCUGCCUACCCCUGUCGCGAAGACUUUUGACGCGCUCCUCCGUACUACUAUUACUUGAGAAAUUUGGCCAGCAGGGUCUGUGGGAAUGUGCCAUGAUUGCUU
Molecule: messenger RNA, 1282 nt
Organism: Bipolaris sorokiniana ND90Pr
Lineage: Eukaryota; Fungi; Ascomycota; Dothideomycetes; Pleosporales; Pleosporaceae
Exons: 2
Coding region: 1-1137 (378 amino acids)
Molecular function (GO): nucleic acid binding
Source: RefSeq, a predicted model, not a curated record